UUUGGGUUGCCAUGCAACAAAAGUGACUGGAACAGGAAAUUCAUGUGAUGAUAGACGUGGCAUUAAGAGCAUACAGUGAUUGCCCAAACUCUUGAAAUGUACACCCGCACCCCUCUCACAGAUACCUUUGAAGAUGAUGUGGUCAAGAGUCCAAUGAAAAUACUCCACAGACUUGUUGAAAAAUAUCGGGUGUCUGUGAGGGUUCAUGCAUUAAAAAUAGCUGCUUUUUAUAGCAUCACAUCAUGUGCAGAAUCUCUUUUGUCCUUGUCUUCUGGAAUAGUCUCUCAGCUCCCAGACGUCUGGCUUCCUGUCUACAUAUAAUAUCCGUAAGACUGUUUCAAAAUGUAUCCAGUUCACGCGAUCAGCGACAACACAACCACACAUUUGCAUCAGAAAAUGAUGUUCAGAGACUAGCACCUGUGGCUGAUAGUGCUAGAACCAUUUCAGAUGUAACACAAAAGAUGCAACUGUAGGAUCGUCCAUGUUACUGUCUCUUAGCAACAGUGGGCCAUUUACCUCCACUGUGCUGGUUGCCGGGACUGACGAUGUUUCUUAGAGCUCAAAGGAGAGAGUCAUUGGCUAACAAGACAUUCAUAUAUGCAUUCUUUCUCUUUUAGAUCCAACAGAAUGUGAAACCAGGAAUGUACUUCUGCCAACAGGUCUUUGCCGGUGGUUUCUAGCUUAACAUCGUCCUGAAGAGCUGCACAUCGAAAAAGAAGUGAUGCACACUCCAGUGUCCAUGCUGAUGGGGGUGGUGUUUGCUCCCCUGGGCCUUGUGCUGGUGUUCACUGCAGCAGUCACGCCGCAGUGGAGGGAGGGACAGGCGCGGCUGGGUGCGGCAGGGCGUGGUGGAGCAACGGAGCUCCUCCUUCUCCGUUCAGAUGGCCUGUGGGAGAGCUGCCUGCAGGUGGUGCACUCUGAAGUCAAAGAGUGCUGGCCUGUGUCUGGGUCCUACCAGCGGGAUGCUCGGGUUCGAAUGGUCCAGGGGAUGGUGCUGUUGUCUCUUUUCCUGUGCGGCACGGGGAUUGUCCUUGCCAGCGUGGGCGUCCGCUGCUGGACCGAUAUCCCUCUUAGGAGUGUAGCGGCAGCUGGUGGCCUGUUGGUGGCGCUGGCAGGUGUGCUCAGUCUGGCUGCAUUAGGAGUGUACACUCAUAAUCUUUCGAAGCUGGGGAUCGAGGUGGAUUCAACCAUAUCAGAGACACAAGGACUCAAUGUACAGAAGCCACCCCAACUUACGUUACACCCGGCCGGGUCCCUGUAUUUCGGGUGGGUGGGAGCUUGGGUACAGGUGCUGGGAGGGGCCGCACUGCUCCUUGGGUUUAAAAGCAUGAAGUGUUCAUCCUGCCACAAGCAGAGACUCAAAGACAGUGCAGAGAUGUAUGAGGUGAAUUGUUAGAUGGACCAAACGUUUCCAAGAGCUCAAGUGACUCUUAAGGUAGUUAAACACAUUGAGCUUGUAACAUGAGUCAUUGUAGUGCACUGUUAGUGUUUAUGAAUCAGACAAAUAAGAAAUGGUAAACACAUGAUGUUUCUAAAGAGAACUAUAUUAAAGGGGUCAUAUGACGUUGCUAAAAAAAAAACGUUAUUUUU
This is a messenger RNA of Cyprinus carpio (common carp), 1590 nucleotides long. Its product is annotated as claudin-23-like. Gene Ontology annotation, biological process: bicellular tight junction assembly; cell adhesion. Gene Ontology annotation, molecular function: structural molecule activity. The record is from RefSeq and is a predicted model, not a curated record. The transcript is spliced from 2 exons. The coding region runs from base 722 to 1396 and encodes 224 amino acids. NCBI's taxonomy places the organism in Eukaryota, Metazoa, Chordata, Actinopteri, Cypriniformes, Cyprinidae. Gene Ontology annotation, cellular component: bicellular tight junction; plasma membrane.